This is a messenger RNA of Quercus lobata, 2511 nucleotides long. RefSeq lists its product as uncharacterized. The transcript is spliced from 4 exons. NCBI's taxonomy places the organism in Eukaryota, Viridiplantae, Streptophyta, Magnoliopsida, Fagales, Fagaceae. Gene Ontology annotation, molecular function: catalytic activity. Bases 1 to 2511 code for a protein of 836 amino acids. The record is from RefSeq and is a predicted model, not a curated record.
AUGAGUUGCAUCGUUUGGAACUAUAGGGGGCUUGAGAACCAACUAGCAGUUCAAGAACUUGCGGAGGUAGUGACUGCAAAAGCUCCCACUGUCGUGUUCUUAGCCAAAACACUGGCAGAUGAAGCUAGGCUUGAUUUCGUAAAAGAUCGGAUCCGUUUUGACAAAAAGUUUGUUGUUCUGAGGGUUAAUAGAGGUGGAGGUUUGGUCCUCUAUUGGAAGAAUGACUUGUUAAUUGAUGUUGUUUCUUCUUCUUUGAAUCAUAUAGACGUAAUCAUCAACAAGGAUACAAAGGCAGCAUGGCGUUUUACCGGCUUGAAAACUCACAAACGGCAGGAAUCAUGGGAGUUGCUUCGCAAUCUCCAUAGCCAAAACUCACUGCCUUGGCUGUGCGCCGGGGAUUUCAAUGAGAUUCUAAAGCAGAGUGAGAAGCUAGGGGGGCGGACUAGACCACCAGGACAGAUACAACUCUUCCGAGACACACUAGAUGAAUGUGGACUGAUGGACAUUGGCUUCAAGGGCUCUCCCUUUACAUGGAGUAAACAUUGCAACAACAGAAUUUCAAUAUGGGAGAGGUUAGAUAGAGCUGUGGUCUCUUAUCAAUGGUUCUCCAAACAUCCAGGUACUCAAGUUCAUCAUAUUGACAGCACAACUUCAGACCAUAAAAUUCUUAGGAUUGAGCAGUCGGUUUUGGAUUGCUCACCGAGGAAGAAGCUCUUCCGAUUCGAGGAAAUGUGGCUAGGUGAUAAGGGGUGUGGCGAAACUGUGGAAGGGGUAUGGCAGAUUAACUAUGAAGAGGAAGGAAAUACUAGGGUGAUCCGAAAGGUUGAGAAAUGUGGGACGGCACUGACCAAUUGGAGCAAGGACAGUUUCGGCAAUGUAGUUACAGCUGAAAUGAAUGAUAGUUUGACUGAAAACUUUCAACCUUGGGAAGUUGAGUUGGCUUUGAAGCAAAUGGCACCACUUAAAGCACCUGGACCGGACGGGAUGCUGCCACUAUUUUAUCAGAAUUUUUGGGAUUUGGUAAGAGGUGAUGUAAUCCAUGAUGUGCUUGGUUUUUUGAAUUCAGGUUCCCUUCCUAACUCUCUAAACCAUACAUUCAUCACUUUAAUUCCUAAAAUUAAGAAUCCAGAGUUUGUUACUCAGUACAGACCUAUUAGCUUGUGUAACGUGCUUUAUAAGAUUUUUUCAAAAGUUCUUGCCAACAGGUUGAAAAGAGUCCUCCCCAACAUUAGCUCAGAACAUCAAAGCGCUUUUCUCAAAGGGCGCCUGAUUACAGAUAAUAUCCUAGUAGCCUUCGAAACUUUGCAUUAUAUGAAGAAUCACAACUCCGGAAGCUCAGGGUACACGGUACUCAAACUUGAUAUGAGCAAAGCAUAUGACCGAAUGGAGUGGUCUUUCCUGAAGGUGGUGAUGUCUCAGAUGGGGUUUAAUGAUUGGUGGAUAGAUUUGGUCAUGGAGUGUAUCACCUCAGUCACAUACUCAAUCUUGAUUAAUGGAGAACCUAAUGGCGAUAUCAGGCCAAGUAGGGGUAUUCGCCAAGGUGAUCCCCUAUCACUCUACUUAUUUCUGCUUUGCUCGGAAAGACUACAUCGAUUGAUCCAACAAGCAAUAGAGAAGGGUGACAUUCAGGGGGUAUCUAUCUGUCGUAAUGGGCCUAAAUUAACUCACCUGUUCUUUGCAGACGAUAGCCUCUUGUUUUGCAGGGCUACCACCCAGGAGUGUGAAAAGGUGAUGGAUAUUCUUUCCUCUUAUGAAAAGGUGUCGGGGAAAAAAUUGAAUAGAGACAAAACUGCACUCUUUUUUAGCAAGUCUACCCCUACCGAAACACAGCGACAAAUAAUGGAAACUCUUGGAGUUAAUGAGUUGAAGCAAUAUGAAGAUUACCUGGGAUUGCCGGCCUUGGUAGGGAGAAAUAAAAGAGCUAGUUUUGACCAAUUGAAGCAAAGGAUUUGGAAGAGAUUACAAGGAUGGGAGGGUAAGCUCUUAUCACAAGCUGGAAGGGAAGAGACUUCAAAUGUGGAGGCGCUUAUAAAUCCGGUAACUAAAAGGUGGAGAACUGAGAUCAUUGACCAUGUUUUCAAUGAGCAAGAAGCUGAAACCAUCAAAAAUAUUCCCCUGUGUUCCACAAACCAAACGGAUGUGCUAGUUUGGCCUUUUACACCAUCCGGCAACUACUCGGUCAAGUCAGGCUACAGGUUUCUUUCUGAGAAUUCUACACAACCUCAGAGAACAGAGAAAGACUCUGGUUUGUGGAAGAAAAUCUGGAGUUUGGAGGUAAUGUGGAACGCAGACCCUCAAUGGCGUUGGCUUUCGGAGAUGACAGGAAGAAGCGUAAAAGACAUCUUCACACGAGCCUUUGAAGAGGAGAUGGAUGUGGCGCUGAUGGCCUUCACGAGCUGGGCAGUGUGGAACAGACGAAACCAGGUCCGACUCAAUGAAACAGCAUGUCCUCUUGAGCAGAUACAUGCCUUAUCCAAAGACAAGAAGAACGAGUUUCAACUCCUCCAUUAA